UGCAAAUAAACUUGAACCUUCCCCUGGGCACUUCGAGUGUUUUCUUGUAAAAUAUUCAGCACAUACGUAGUAAACUGACUGCCCUGUAGUGCGUCACAAAUAAAAGUGUAAACAGUUCCAUUUGAUCUGACAUGUGCGCGCUUUCAGUUCGUAAUGCAGUUUGUGCACUAUGAUUGACAAAAGCUGCUGUGUAUAACAUACAAUAAAGACCAAAGAGGUAACAUAACUUAAAUAUUUAGUAAAAAAUAAAGUAUAUAUCAAGAAAUCUAACCAUAUUUUUUAAACAAAUUAUUGUUUUCCUUCCAUUUCAUUGAACUUGCCACUUGUCAUGUCGUGGUUGUCAUUUAGCUCAGUGGUCACCAACCCUGCUCCUGGAGAUCGACCGUCUUGAAGAUUUCAGCUCCAACCCCAAUCAAACACACCUGAACUAUCUAAUCAAGGUGUUCAGGUUUUCUUGAUAAUUACAGACAGGUGUGCUGAAGGGUUGGAGCUGCAGUCUGCAGGACGGUCGAUCUCCAGGAGCAGGGUUGGUGACCACUGAUUUAGCUGAUUCGACAUCAUCAGUUUGUUUACACAGACAGGCGAUGUUGUUAUGACGCAACUCGUAAGCACGUAAUAUGUACGCAAUUUCCUGCGUAAAAACAGCAGGUCUGUUCGAAUAUUUAAGACUUUCUGAUUCUUGGUUAGUGCGGAAUUGGUUAAUUUCAUGAAUGCUGAUGGAGGAAAAGCAGUCAGAGCCGUUCGGCGCAACUUCGGAUCUGGACGAGACUGCAUGCCCAUGUGAACCACAGCGCACGUCAAAAGAUGAGAAAUGAUCACCUUUCCCAAAGAGCUAUGAAACUGACACGAAGAGCCAAAUCCCUACCUGUGUAUCUGGACAAGUCAUCCACAUUCAAAGAAUGUCUUGAACGUGUUAAGAGGGUCCAGUUUGCAGACACGGUGGGACUGAACUUGGCAAGUGUGAGACACUUUGACGCAUCCGAUGUUUUGAAAGAAACACGCAAUGUAUCUGGAGUCCAGAAUCUCCUUUCUCAACAUGCCAGUGAUUUCACGUCAGCCCUUAACUUCGCACGUUUAGUACCAGCUUUCAACGUGCGCAUCUGUUCGGAUGAAGUCGAUCUGAAGUCAAGGCGUCUGGGGGUUGCAUUGGAGAGUGUCACAACUGGAUCCGAUGUUAAAGGUCUUAUCAGAGUGAUGCGCAGCAACGCAAGAAAAGAAGUUGGGGUCAUGUACACUUUCAAUAACUGGCUGACAUUUUCGGAUUUACAGGCUGCACCCAUAAUGGAUAAAGAACAUGUGCUACAAUGGGAAAAAUUCCACUUUGCUUUACACGCACCACCCUCCUUUGACAAAGAUGAUUCAGUGCAUUUCGCCGUGUUUUGUCGAACUGAUCGUGGAGAAUGCUGGGACAAUAACGAUGGACAGAACUAUACAUUAAGAAUUCAGAUUACUUGACGCAUUUUUA
This is a messenger RNA of Triplophysa rosa, 1465 nucleotides long. Its product is annotated as protein phosphatase 1 regulatory subunit 3G-like. The transcript has a single exon. Gene Ontology annotation, cellular component: protein phosphatase type 1 complex. Bases 805 to 1455 code for a protein of 216 amino acids. NCBI's taxonomy places the organism in Eukaryota, Metazoa, Chordata, Actinopteri, Cypriniformes, Nemacheilidae. Gene Ontology annotation, molecular function: protein phosphatase 1 binding; glycogen binding. The record is from RefSeq and is a predicted model, not a curated record. Gene Ontology annotation, biological process: regulation of glycogen biosynthetic process.